AUGUUUCUCCUGGUGCAGGUUAUGGAGGAGAAGGAAGAGGAGGUGGGAGGGGCUGGAGAGGGCUCAGGGCAGGCUGCUGUCAGCAGAGGCAUCGAGGAGGUCCAAGUCAACACCAGCCUGCUGAGGCCAAUACAAGUAGAAGUUGACCCCGAGUUCCAGAGGGUGCGGUCAGAUGAGAAGGAGCAGAUUAAGGAUCUUAACAACAAAUUUGCAUCAUUCAUCGAUAAGGUUCAAUGUCUCGAGCGGCAGAACCAGGCUCUGAUGGCCAAAUGGGAACUUCUGCAGGAAACUGCCCGACCAGAAGAGAGCAGGAACAUCAACUCCUUCUUCCAGUCUUACAUCAGCAGCCUGCAGAGGCAGCUCGAGAUUCUCCAGAACCAGAAGGAGCAGCUGGAUCCAGAAGCCUACAAUAUGCUUCAGCUUGUUGAAGAUUAUAAAAAGAGAUUUGAGGAUGAGAUCAACAAGCGUGAGUCGAAAGAAGAGGAGUUUGUGGAGCUUAAAAAGGAGCUGGACAAUGCCUACAUGGGGAAAAUGGAGUUUGACAUUCGGUUGGAAAUCCUGAAGCAGGAACUUGAGUUCCUCAGCUUUUUAUCCUUGCAGGAGCUGUCUCAGCUGCAAACAGUAGUUGGCAACACCAAUGUUGUUCUGUCCAUGGACAACACCAGAGAGCUAAACAUGGAUGGCAUAAUUGAAGAAGUCAGGCAGGAGUAUGAGACAAUUGCUCAGAGAAGCAAAGCUGAAAUAGAUGACAUGUACCAGGGCAGGUACCAGGACCUUCAGAACAUGUGGGUGAAUCAACGGGUGCAACUGAGGAACAGUUACCAGGAAAUCCAGGAACUUACCAGACAGAUCCAAAGACUACAAUCAGAAAUUGAAAUUGCAAAGAAAAGGAAUGCUGGCCUCCAAGAAACCGUCCAGGAUGCUGAGCAGCGUGGGAGCCUGGCUGUUGAAGAUGGCCAGCAAAAGCUUCAGCAGCUGGAAAAUGCCCUGCAGCAGGCCAACAAUGAUCUGACCAGCCUGCUUCAUGACUAUCAGGAGCUCCUGAGUGCAAAACUGGCCCUGGAUAUUGAAAUUGCCAUGUACAGAUCUCUCCUUGAAGAGGAGGAGACCAGGUAG
Apus apus (common swift) is the source of this 1116-nucleotide messenger RNA. RefSeq names its product keratin, type II cytoskeletal 1-like. Gene Ontology annotation, biological process: intermediate filament organization; keratinization. NCBI's taxonomy places the organism in Eukaryota, Metazoa, Chordata, Aves, Apodiformes, Apodidae. Bases 1 to 1116 code for a protein of 371 amino acids. The record is from RefSeq and is a predicted model, not a curated record. The transcript is spliced from 8 exons. Gene Ontology annotation, molecular function: structural constituent of skin epidermis. Gene Ontology annotation, cellular component: keratin filament.